CGUCGCCCCCCUACGCACACACGCCUCUUAGCUAGCAAGUCCCCGCGCGCCAAUCAUGGCCGCCACCGCCAUCCUACUGCUUCUCCUUGCGGCCGCGGCAGCGGCUCCACGGGACGCCGGCGCGACGGAGUACGCGGUGGGCGACUCCGGUGGGUGGACCAUCGGCCCCAACUACCUCGCUUGGUCGCAGAAGUACAACUUCACCGCCGGCGACACGCUCGCGUUCAACUACGUGCCGGGGCAGCACGACGUGUACCAGGUGACGCAGGACGCGUUCCGGACGUGCGAGCCGGCGCCGGGGCAGACGCUGCGCAUGUGGGCGUCGGGGAGCGACGUCGCCGACCUCGCCGCGCCGGGGGACUACUACUUCCUCUGCAACAUCACGGGGCACUGCCUCGGCGGCAUGAAGUUCACCGUCGCCGUGGGCGCGCCACCGCCUCCUCCUCCUCCCCCGCCUCCCCCGCCGGCGUUGCCGACGCCCGCGCCGCCGCCGCCGAGCUCCCGUGCCUCGUUGUCCGGGAGGCUGGCGUGGCCGGACGUGGCGGGGAUUUCCUGCCUUGCUGUCAUCGGGUUGUGGUUUGGCUUGCUGUCGUGACGGUGAUGGAAUGGAUCACACCUUUGACUUUGCAUCCUCUUCUCAGUUUGGUGUUGAUUUUUUUUGUCGAUUUUUUUUGUCAGUUAAUAGCAUCUCUCGU
Messenger RNA from Lolium rigidum, 695 nucleotides. Its product is annotated as basic blue protein-like. Gene Ontology annotation, cellular component: plasma membrane. Gene Ontology annotation, molecular function: electron transfer activity. The record is from RefSeq and is a predicted model, not a curated record. The transcript is spliced from 2 exons. The coding region runs from base 56 to 595 and encodes 179 amino acids. NCBI's taxonomy places the organism in Eukaryota, Viridiplantae, Streptophyta, Magnoliopsida, Poales, Poaceae.